Molecule: messenger RNA, 780 nt
Organism: Vicia faba (fava bean)
Lineage: Eukaryota; Viridiplantae; Streptophyta; Magnoliopsida; Fabales; Fabaceae
Source: the annotation of a GenBank genome assembly
AUGAGCGCACCUCCUAUUUCCAUUUUCUUAAUGGAUCAGGAAAGGCUUCGUAAUUUUAUUAUUUGGGCAAUUACAACUGCGUUAGCGUCGGAUUCUUCACAAAGGUUGAGGUCUAACGAGUCUAGCAUUUUUGUCAAAAAAAAAAAAGAACUAGGAGAAGAGUCUCGUGAUGACUCCUUAGUGUCAAAAUUUUUGCGUUGGUUAACAGCAUCAGUAAUCAAUGGGAAGCUUCAUCAAAAAUCCAAUGAUAUAUAUUCAGGGUUUACAGAAACACAUAAGCUAGAAUCCCUGCAUUCUUUACUGGUGCAUGUAGAAAAUACCUCAGGACAAAGACAUGAUAUUAAUAUUGGCUGUGAGGAGUUGCUUGCUUCAACAGUUUUCUAUCUCCAACUGCUUCCUGGUAUAAAUCAGGAACUUCUACCAUCAGUUGUAUCUGCUCUAUGUCUCCUAACUUUUGGUGCCUCUAAUUUACAAGUGGGAAGAACCAUUUUAUUUCAAGACUACGAUACUAUCAUAUCAUCAAACUCUUUAAGGGUACGAUGCCCUCUUGAAGCUAAUCCAGAUUGGAGAUGGUCGUUUUACCAGCCGAGGAAGGAUCAAUCACUGGAGUUCACUGGCACUGGUACAGAAAACAUGACAGAAUAUCAUGCUUGCCAAACUCUGUUGGUGGUUGUUGCAAAUGUGCUUGGUGGAAAGAAAUUAGAGUCAGCUUGUUUGUCCCCUCUAGAUGUUGAGAUAUCUUCCUUAAUCAAAUGGGAAAGAAGUCUAUUGAGAAACUGA